CCUACAUAAUACAUACCAUAGAGAAUUUUUUUAGAUUAAAACCUCAGAAAAAAUCUCUCUGUGAUAGUGGUCCGGUUUGAAGUUUCGUUUGGUUGGUGGCUAAAUCUGCCGCUAAAUUGCAAAGCACGACCUGCAGCCGUUACGGUUCCCCGUUUCUUGUCCCUUUUUGGGGAUGGCUGACGUAUUUAAAAUUGACAGAGAUGAUCAUGCCCUCCACCCAUACCGUCGCGGGAAGAUCGGGCGAUUCCUCACGAAUUUCACCAAGUUUACAGUCGAUGCCGCCGUCAACGUCUCUUUCAAAGGCGUCGUUGGUGGAAGGAAAGUGUACAAGAUUGUUCAGGAAGGAUUCAAGAUUCAGCCCUCUUCAUGCUCAGUAAGCGACAAAACAAAUUUCAAUGGUAUUGAAUCAAUGGAGGAGAUGCAAACAAAGAUGGAAGAAAUGCAGGAAGACAUGAAUGUUGUGAAACAACAAAGUAAGGCAGCAGGGAAACUAUCAGAAGGAUCAAAACCUCAGAAGAAGAUACCCGAUGAAGGCAUCAAGGGAUCAGAUCUUUUGAGAACCAACGAGAAAAGAGUCUUUAUUCGCUCCAGGCUGUAGAAAAUGUAGCCCAUUUCACAAACCUGAGUUCCCACGAAAAAAGAAAUAUCAAUUUCCUAUUUAGAAAUGUAGUUGAAGUUUAUGUGUAAAAAUAAUGUGAUGUUGAUAGAUGGCUAAAGCACUAUUUGUAUCUUGCCUCCAUAUUUUUGCUCUUACUGAAGUUUAUGCUAUGGAUCAUAACUGCAAAUUACCCUAAA
Molecule: messenger RNA, 795 nt
Organism: Mangifera indica (mango)
Lineage: Eukaryota; Viridiplantae; Streptophyta; Magnoliopsida; Sapindales; Anacardiaceae
Exons: 2
Coding region: 173-598 (141 amino acids)
Source: RefSeq, a predicted model, not a curated record